ACAAGAGCUCCAGCAGGGACUUUUGCUGUUGAUUGACUUGACCUGGGAUUACCCAGGGAGUCUUGACUAGAACGAAGAUGAAUCCUGAAGAUUGCUCUGUAACAGGGAACAGCCCCUUGCAUCUGGAAAGAGGACAACAAAAUACUACCGCCAGCCCUCAGUUUGUAACACAGCACGAAGGAUCCCUUCAAGUUCCUAUCCCAUGUGCUGUAGUGAAUGUGGUCCUCAUCACCUUUUUAAUCAUUACUCUCAUCGCCUUAUCAGUUGGCCAAUACAAUUGUCCAGGACAAUAUGUGUCCCUAGAACUGUCAAAUAAACACGAUUCUUCAUGCUCAGAUGAUUGGAUUGUAUACCAGAGGAAAUGCUACUUUAUUUCCACUGUAACAAGCAACUGGAAGUCCGCGCAAAACUUUUGCUCUGAUUACAGUGCUACUCUUGCUUUCAUUGAUUCUGAAAGGGACAUGAUCUUUUUAAAAUGGUAUGUGGGUAGAGCCAAACAUUGGAUUGGGCUGAAAAAUGAAGAUGGUCGGACAUGGAAAUGGUCAGAUGGCAAAGUAUUUAAUAACUGGUUCAACCUUACAGGAUCUGAGAACUGUGCCUUUCUGAAUAGCACACAGGUCAGCAGCACAAAAUGUGAAAAGAAUUUAUACUGGAUAUGCAGCAAACCCUUCAAAUAAUGAGGAAACAUAUCUGCUUAUAGACUACUAUUGACAUGGAACUCAAGGAAAUUUGUGGUAAUGGAUGCUGCUUUAUGGUCAGAAAUUUUCCAUAAAGACUUUGGGGGAAAAACCCAACUGCAUAUUAUUUUGGAAACCUUCUUCCAAAGGAGACUAUGGACAUAAGGAAGAGAAAUUACAGAAAUAUCUGUAUCACAUCGUGGAAUACUCCUGCCAUGAGCUGAGAAAGACACAGUUUGACUGAUCAUUACAUCCAAAAAGGAGAAUGACUUUUAAACUUUAUGGAUGCACUUUAUAUUUUAAAAUUCAGAAAUAGUAAAAUAACUAGGCUUAGAAUUCUUAUUUAUUGUUGAAUGACUACCCAAACUGAGUGUGCUUCUUGUAUUUGCACUAUUUGAACAGGUUAGAUGGUGGUAUUAAAACCGAAUGUCAACAUAAGAAAUUUUAACUUGUAGCGCAGACAUUUAGUCUAAAUGCAUUUAAAAAAAAUCAGAGAACAUUUUUAAGUGGACAAAUGCUUAUGAAACUAAGCUUUGUAAUAUUUUUCUCUUGUUAGAGAAGUUUGCCAAGUUACUUUGUCAUUUUCCUGCCCGAAGAGUGGGAUGAUCAUGUAUUUAUACUGUUUUUUUUUUUUUUGCUUCUUUUAUGUAACUCAUCCUUUCCAAUGGUACAUAAAUUGUUGUCUUAAAAAUCUUAUAUGUAGCAUUUUACAGAGACACAGACAAAAGCAAAGAAUAUGAUGAAUAUUUAUGAAACUGAUAAAAGUAUUGGAAAAUGUGUAGUAUGUGAUGUGGUAAAUUUCUAUCAGGAAAAAUUCUGCAUUCUUCAAACCUGAAGUAGUAAUAGUCUUAUCUGACUAUAAGUUUGUACCUUUCCUAAUCAACUCUAUCAUGUGCAAUGCUUCAUAUGAGGUAUUUUCUUUUUUUAAAUAUAAUUUAUUGUCAAAUUGGUUUCCAUACAACACCCAGUGCUCAUCCCAACAAGUGCCCUCCUCAAUGCCCAUCAUCUGCUUUCACCUCACCCCCAUCUUCCCACCCCCAUCAGCCCUCAGUUUGUUCUCAGUAUUUAAGAGUCUCUUAUGGUUUGCCUCCCUCCUUAUCUGUGACUUUUUUCAUAUGAACUAUUUUCUGAGUGCAAUAGUGUUUCUUUGUUUGUAUUUUGUAUUCACUGCCAUUAUAA
Hyaena hyaena (striped hyena) is the source of this 1856-nucleotide messenger RNA. It is a transcript of the gene CD69, whose product is annotated as CD69 molecule. The transcript is spliced from 5 exons. Lineage: Eukaryota; Metazoa; Chordata; Mammalia; Carnivora; Hyaenidae. Gene Ontology annotation, cellular component: external side of plasma membrane. The record is from RefSeq and is a predicted model, not a curated record. The coding region runs from base 78 to 677 and encodes 199 amino acids.